Ilyonectria robusta is the source of this 2329-nucleotide messenger RNA. RefSeq lists its product as uncharacterized. NCBI's taxonomy places the organism in Eukaryota, Fungi, Ascomycota, Sordariomycetes, Hypocreales, Nectriaceae. The record is from RefSeq and is a predicted model, not a curated record. The coding region runs from base 27 to 2069 and encodes 680 amino acids. The transcript has 3 exons.
AUCGCGACGAGGCCAAGUAUCUCCACAUGAGGCACCUCUAUCUCCAGCAACUGGGGGAUACUAGCAACGGCUACGCCCUCUUUGGCCAGCAGCCCGAUCACCUCCCCGGCUUCGUCCCGUGGCGCCCCGGAGCGAAUGUGAACAUGGUUGCGCUGUACCAACUGGAAUUGACCAUCACUUGGCUGGAUUCUGGUUGUAUCAGUGAGGAAAAGGUACAAUGGUCGCCGUGGUGGGAUCUCAUGGAUUGCUGGGAGGAGCGCAAGAACGCUGGCUUCGAAAUCCUAGGCCAAGAACUGUCUGCUUGCGAUAUCUUUCUUGGCAGUAUCGACGAUGGCAGGCUGCUUGUUGAUGGCCGCCGGCAUUCCAUACAACAGCAGGGAGUACAAGACGGGGACAUGCUUUGCGUGCGGCCACGGAAGAGUGACAUAUACAGUCCUUAUCGUCCGUACUCGACCCAAGGAGCAUCGCCAAUGCUACCGCAAAUGCACCCAAUACACACGCAACAAAUUCAGACUCAACAAAUGCAGACUCAACAGUCACCACACCAAGGCCGUAUACAGGAGCUGGAUACAUCCUCGCCACAAAGCCCGCAGUACCAACAGGCUCAACAGGCUUCUGCUGCAGCACCGGCAUAUACAAUGCCGCCGCCUUCACCUCCUCGAUAUUAUGGACAAAGCUCCACGUCACCAGCUGCGCCGGGUAUACCAAUGCGACUGUCUGCCCGUCCAACAUCGCAGUAUGGCGGACCGGUGUCACCAGACUCUGCACCACCAGCUCAAUCUCCAGUGUAUCCAGGCCGGUCGUCAGAUGCUAGUCCACCCGAGCCUUCGACUGCAUGGCAGCAAUCAGCACCACAGUCCAGUUAUAGCUCUGCUCCUACGCAAGACUAUGGAGACUCAAGGUACUCUUCUACGCCUAUCCCAGCGCAAUCCUCUCGGCCUACCGCCUUGCAGUCUCCUCAAUCCAGCGCUCCUCGGCCCUAUGCUCCUCAGUCACAAGCUUCUGAGUCCUAUGCUCCUAGACCCUACGAUCCUCUGGCCUAUGCUUCUAUUUCCCACCGAUACUCUGCAUCUCCAGGCUCCACUAGCCAAGCCUCCCCAGGUCCAGGUGCUCUCGCUUCUGGAAGGUCAGAUUACUCGCCAUCCCCUUACCAGUCGGUAGCGGAUUCAGCGAUGCCAUCGUACCAAUCGGUGGCAGAUUCAGCGAUGCCAUCUUACCAGUCGAUUAAUUCUCCGGAAAGUCCAUCCGAUCAAUAUAGCCUGUCUCAUGGUGUCAGCACUGCUCCAUCAUCGCCUCCACCAACAUCACCUUAUUCACAACAACCUGUAUAUGCCCAGCAGCCAGGUUCAGUCGCAAGACCACCCAGUUACAUUCCCUCACCGCGCCAAGAUGAACCCAAAGAAGAUGUAGGAUGGGCUAUGGGUAUUGCCGCCGGCGCACGUAUUCGCCAGCACAUUUUUGCAGAUCGGUUCCCAACAAUUCGAUGGUCCAACUCCCGCUCAACCCUGCUGAGUAUCCAGAUUCUCAACUCUGUUGCAUUCGAGGUUUUGACAGGAAUGCUUACGCCGCCCACUCCAAUCACCCCGGACAUGUACAAAAGCCACGGGUUCCCCUUUUAUGCGGCUUGGGGAGAGGGUGCCAAGACGGACGGUGCUGACAAUCUAUUCAACCUCAAGAGUGUUGGCGAUAUUGAUGCUUCGAGCCCUAUUCGCUUUGGAAGCAAUGUCACCCAGGGCAUGAAGAUUGCAUGCACGAGUUGUGGAAAGAAUUUAUGUGACUCUAUCCUGAGACCUUGCAAUCACAGCUUUUGCUCAACAUGCAUCAAUUCGUACAUGACAUUCGGAGGCGUCAUUGUAUGUAAACUGUGUAGGGCCCGGGCUACUAAACUUCUCGGCUUUUCCGCGCCCAUGGCCCUGCCUGGACAGGACAUUGUUGACUUGUCUCAAAGCACUGUGCUUACUGUUGCGCCUUUCAGGGGCUCAUCUGGAUUUCAGCCGGUACAAGAUGAUAAGUCAAGGACAGGUAUAAACCAAGAGUAUCAGACUCAUAACUUCUAUGAGUUGGGGUAAUAGCUCUUGCGCAAGAGUUUAGGGGUCAAUCUAGUAGGAUUCCCAGGAAUCGCUGUUGUAAUAUUGGAAUCAUACAUGAGAGAAUGUGUAUACGUUAAUAGCUCUCUGUAGGGGAAUAUACAGUGUUUCCUGUUUGAGUAUACUGUUGACCUUUGAAUGGACUGGGUAUAUGGUCUGUAUUGUUGAUACUAUUGUUGGUGUUUUUUUUACUGCUGAGCUUCUAGUCCCCCCUCUGGGUAUGUGUGUACUAGGGCACCCUA